Molecule: messenger RNA, 3139 nt
Organism: Theobroma cacao (cacao)
Lineage: Eukaryota; Viridiplantae; Streptophyta; Magnoliopsida; Malvales; Malvaceae
Gene: ATSAC1
Product: Phosphoinositide phosphatase family protein
Biological process (GO): phosphatidylinositol dephosphorylation
Cellular component (GO): intracellular membrane-bounded organelle
Molecular function (GO): phosphatidylinositol-3,5-bisphosphate 5-phosphatase activity
Source: RefSeq, a predicted model, not a curated record
AACUUGCUUCAACGGGACAACGUGGCUGAGUUUCGAGUUGACUCAGUGAGUUGAAGAAGUCAUUUGUCGAAUACAAUAUAUUUUAUUAGAGUUGCGGAAAUCCCCAAAAUUAUUGACGAAACCAGAUGUCUAAAACAUAGCUUAGAAUUGAAUUGACUACAUUCCCACCAAUAUGGCAAAAUCGGAGAAUUUGAAUUCCAAUGUGUCACUUCCAUACGCCAAGAUUCACCCAUCCAUGGAUCCGGAGGCCGAUCCCAAUUCCUACUCCCUUGAGAAAUUCAGGCUAUACGAAACGCGAGCGAGGUUUUAUUUGAUUGGGAGUGAUAGGAACAAGAAAUUCUUCCGUGUGUUGAAAAUUGAUCGAUCAGAACCAUCUGAUCUUAAUAUCAGUGAAGACCCAGUGGUUUAUUCACCGCAAGAGAUAAAAAAUUUGCUUCAGCGGAUUGCUGAGGGAAAUCGUGCCACCGGUGGCUUAAGCUUUGUGGCAAAGGUUUUUGGAAUUGUGGGCUGCAUCAAGUUUUUGGAGUCAUAUUACUUGAUUCUGGUUACAAAGCGACGGCAAAUCGGAUGUAUAUGUGGUCAUGCAAUAUAUAGUAUAGAUGAGAGCCACUUGAUCACAAUUCCUCAUGUUUCCAUUCAGUCUGAUGUAGCACAUUCCAAAACGGAGCUAAGGUACAAAAAGCUGCUAUCCAGUGUGGAUUUGACCAAAGACUUUUUCUAUAGCUAUACAUACCCCAUAAUGCAAAGUUUGCAAAAAAAUGUUUUAUCCUUGGACGAAGAAGGGAUGCCAUAUGAUAAUAUAUUUGUUUGGAAUGCCCAUCUAACCCAAGUCAUUCGAUCAAGAUGCAGUAACACUAUUUGGACAAUAGCAUUAGUUCAUGGGCAUUUUAAACAGACUAGGCUAUCAAUCUUUGGAAGGGACUUUAGUGUUACAUUAGUAUCUAGACGGUCUCGGCAUUUUGCUGGAACACGGUACUUGAAAAGGGGAGUGAAUGAUCGAGGAAGGGUUGCAAAUGAUGUUGAAACAGAGCAAAUUGUCCUUGAUGAGGAAGCUGGGUCAUGCAAGGGAAAGAUGAGCUCUAUAGUGCAGAUGCGUGGCUCAAUUCCCCUUUUCUGGUCCCAAGAGGCUUCAAGAUUUAGUCCUAAACCUGACAUAAUCUUACAGAGGUAUGAUCCUACAUACCAGGCAACCAAAUUGCAUUUUGAGGACCUGGCGAACAGAUACGGCAAUCCAAUAAUUGUACUUAAUCUAAUCAAGACUGUUGAGAAAAGACCUAGAGAGAUGAUGUUGAGGCGUGAAUUUGCAAAUGCAGUUGGGUAUUUGAACACAAUUCUCUCGGAAGAGAACCAUCUGAAAUUUAUUCACUGGGACUUUCACAAGUUUGCAAAGAGCAAGUCUGCCAAUGUUUUGGCUGUUUUGGGUGGUGUGGCUGGUGAAGCUCUUGAUUUGACCGGUUUUUACUAUAGUGGUAAACCCAGCACUGUUAAGAGGAGAGCUAACCAACUUAAUAGAACAAGCGCUGGGAGGGAUGCAUCUAUUAGAGAUCUGAGAGGUAACUCUGGGGAUCUUGCGAGGAUUGGAAGUAGCAAUGAAAAUUUAAAUUCUCUAACCAGUCGAGACAGGGAGGGUGAUUUAAGUCAACAAAUUAAAAAUGAUACUUAUGAUGGUGUACCUCCAAGAUUUCAGAGUGGAGUACUGCGCACUAACUGCAUUGACUGUUUGGAUCGUACAAAUGUUGCGCAGUAUGCUUAUGGCUUGGCAGCUUUAGGCCGCCAACUCCAUGCAAUGGGAUUGACAGACAAGCCCAAAGUGGACCCUGAUAGUAGCAUCGCUGCUGCUCUUAUGGACAUGUAUCAGAGCAUGGGAGAUGCUCUUGCUCAGCAGUAUGGAGGUUCUGCUGCCCAUAAUACCGUUUUUCCAGAGAGGCAGGGAAAGUGGAAAGCUACGACCCAGUCUAGAGAAUUUCUGAAGUCUAUCAAGCGAUAUUAUAGUAAUGCCUACACUGAUGGUGAAAAGCAAGACGCAAUAAACUUAUUUUUGGGCUACUUCCAACCCCAGGAAGGAAAACCUGCUCUUUGGGAGUUGGAUUCAGAUUACUAUCUUCAUGUUUCAGGAAUAGGAGAUGACCUAUUUCCUGAGAAGUGCGUGGAGGAUAAUGCUAAGCCUUUAGCAGUAGUUGGAAAGACCCUUGCCCCCAUUCCAGCUUGUAGAGAAGACUUUUCACGGAUGAAGUUGACAUCAUUUGAUAAAUUGCUCGAACGCACAUGUAGUUCAAUAAAGAAUGUAAGACUUUGUAGUGAACCAGAUCAAAGACAUGGUGGUCCUACAGCCAAUUCUGGUGUGGCGCCUGAUGCAGCUGAAAUACAGCUUAAAAGUCCAAAUUGGCUCUUUGGCCAAAGAAAGUUUGAAGAAGUUGGCUCUGCCCCCAAAGUCACUGUGAGUGAAAUUAAAAAUGGAGGGUCCAAUGGUGAAGUGAAAGUUGAUGAUUUCUGCGACUUAAAUUGGCUUUCUUCCUAUGAUGAUGAUGAACAGGAUAUUUUCCAGAGGUACCUCUCAAUGACCUCUGUUAAUGAAGCCAAUGGUUGGUAUGGUGGAACACUUCUUGGUGAUCAAGAUGAAACUAGUGAGAUAUAUAGGCAUUAUGCUGAAUUAUGUGAGGGACCAGCCAUGGAACCUUUCCAAAAUGAUCUAGAAAGAGAGAAGCAUUAUGCUGAUGUUCUACAAGUGAACACGAUUGAUCUUGUAGAUGAUGCAGCUAUUGAAGCAGAGAUGGCAGCAGCUCUGGAGGAAUAUGAUCUAAUCGGUGCUGAUCUCGGGAUUUUCCCUGCCUCCUGCAAAUCAUUCACUGAAGAUCCAAGCCAGUUGACACGAUGGAUCAUUGGUGAGGACAAGCUGCAAAAGGUGUGAAUCUUAUGUUGACUUUAUGAGUUGUAAGAGGUCCCAUUUAUUAGUUUUUUCCUAUAAUUUCUAAGUUUUAGAUUUGUCAUUUGCUGAUCGGUUGUGGCUUGUAAGAUAGCUUUUGUGAAUAUAACCAGUUUUGGGUUACAUGAUUAACUGCAAAAUGGGGUUUAUGAGUGUUUCUUAUAUGAUAUUUCAGUCUUUGUUGUUGACCGAGUUAUAUUGUUUUUUUUGUCAUUA